GUAAUUUUUUUUUCAAUCUCGGAGAAGAGUUCCCUUUUAUCUUUUUUUCAGAUUUAUAUGUAUGUGUAUAAAUAUGGGGAGAUAUAAAGGAAGUGACUUUGGCAUGAUUACUCUCUCAUAUCUCUCCCCCCAAUGAUUGAUUGAGAUUUGCCUCUGGGUCAAGAGAGAGAGAGGGGUUUAACACAAACAAGAACUAGAACUAGAGAGAGAGAGAGAGAAGAUGAAGAUUGCGGAUGACAACAGUAACUGGUUGGGGUUUUCCCUGUCUCCACACAUGACAAUGGAGGUUGCCGCCGCUGCUUCUGGAAACCCACAACACCAUGAACAACACCAUGAACAACAUCAUGAACAUCGUCAUCAUCAUGAUCACAGCGAUGAACAUCAUCAGCAACAUCGUCGUAGUCAGUACAGUGACCAUCAUAACACUCAUCCAGUUCCCACAAGUUCUGCUUCUCUUGCCGAACAUUGUUUCUACUCUUCUCCGUCAUCUUCUUCCGCAACUCCAAACGACCUAAACUGCCAUGGAAUCUGCUACGGAAUUGUUGCAGAAAACGGAGGCUUUCACGCUCCUUCACUCUCAGUCAUGCCUCUCAAAUCCGAUGGAUCACUCUGCAUCAUGGAAGCUCUCUCAAGAUCACAACCCAUGUGUGAAGGCAUGGUUCCCAGUUCGUCGCCUAAACUCGAGGACUUUCUGGGAGGUGCGACGAGAGAAACAAUGCCUCUGAGCUUGGACAGCUUCUACUACCAACACAACAGCGACAACAACACGCAACAGAGCUCAGAUACCAAACACCAAAUGCAUUAUUACACAUCAGGAUCGCUCUCUUGCCAUGGAAUGUUCCAGUCAAAUGUCGAGACGACUGAUAUCAACGAUCACAUGCUAAGCCUGAAGAACCAAAUGCUGUUUGGCUUCGUAGACGGUGGAGGACGCGGAAACGGUGGAGAUUUGCAGGCGCUGACGCUGUCAAUGAGCCCAGGGUCACAGUCUAGCCGUUGUGUCAAUGCUCCAAGACAGCAAAUCUCAUCACCUAAUGAAUAUUUCGCCGUUGAAGAUCCAAAGAAGAACAUGAUUACUCCAAAAGUCACCACCCAGAAGCAAACUGUCCACAGGAAAUCCAUCGAGACCUUUGGACAGAGAACUUCACAGUAUAGAGGUGUCACAAGGCAUAGAUGGACUGGGAGAUAUGAAGCUCAUCUGUGGGACAACAGUUGCAAGAAAGAAGGACAGACCAGGAAAGGGAGACAAGUCUAUCUAGGUGGGUAUGACAUGGAAGAGAAAGCUGCUCGAGCUUACGACCUCGCCGCUCUCAAGUACUGGGGACCCUCUACCCACAUCAAUUUCCCUCUCGAGAAUUACAAUGGGGAGCUCGAGGAGAUGAAAGGGAUGACUCGUCAAGAGUACGUUGCCCAUCUGAGGAGGAAGAGCAGUGGCUUCUCCCGAGGAGCCUCCAUGUACAGAGGAGUCACGAGGCAUCAUCAACAUGGAAGGUGGCAAGCGAGGAUAGGCAGGGUGGCUGGGAACAAAGACCUUUACCUUGGAACUUUCAGCACACAGGAGGAAGCUGCGGAGGCCUACGACGUCGCCGCGAUAAAGUUCCGAGGAGCGAACGCCGUAACGAACUUCGAUAUCUCGAGAUACGACGUCGACAAAAUCAUGUCGAGUAGUACACUUCUCGCCGGAGAAAAUGCCCGGAAAUCCCACAAGGACUUGCCUUCCGGUAACCGUCUCGAACCGGUCGGUUAUGCUAACCAAGCUCCUGUCCAAACCGGAGUCCCAAACUCGGUUCAUCUUGAGAAUGCGUCGAAUUACCAAAAUACCCCUCCGUUUCCGGCCGCGUUGGAGGGUUUUGUGGGGGUUGAGUGCGGCGAUAAGGUAGGGGCACAUGUGUCAAAUCCGCUGUCGAGUUUGAGCAACUCGAGGGAGGGUACUCCGGAUAAAUCGGGUUCGAAUCUGGGUUUAGCGUUCGAUAAGAACGUUCUCUCGGCAAAAUUCGUGAACUCGGCGUCUUCAUGGUUCCCGGUGGCCACGGCAACGCAAACGCUGAGAUCCCCGGGAGCCGCAACCGCUGUGUCAAUGGCUCACUUGCCCAUUUUUGCAACGUGGAACGACGUCUGAAACGCCGAUCGCAAACGCGGAAAGAUGGCGUAGGGUUCGGCAUCGAGGAGGGUAAAAUGGGAAAAAAGGUGGUGACUUUGAGGGGUAAUCUGGUGAUAUGGUUGAUUAGCUUAAGUAGCAUUUAGGAUUUAGAUGUUGGAUUAGAAGAUGGGGGGAGGGUCCAAAUCAUGGUUAAUGUUAUUUUGGAUUUUGUUUAACAUUGUCCCUCCUGCUUUUAUUAUAAUUGGAUCUUUAUGUCUUUUCAUUUGAA
Tarenaya hassleriana is the source of this 2366-nucleotide messenger RNA. Its product is annotated as AP2-like ethylene-responsive transcription factor ANT. The coding region runs from base 221 to 2116 and encodes 631 amino acids. The record is from RefSeq and is a predicted model, not a curated record. Gene Ontology annotation, biological process: regulation of DNA-templated transcription. NCBI's taxonomy places the organism in Eukaryota, Viridiplantae, Streptophyta, Magnoliopsida, Brassicales, Cleomaceae. The transcript is spliced from 8 exons. Gene Ontology annotation, molecular function: DNA-binding transcription factor activity; DNA binding.